AUGCUUAAUCCCCAUAACGUGUUAAAAGUAUUAUCAAAUCUGACAUCAGAUAAAUUAUCCUGUAAUUCAUCAUCUUCAAUCAGUUUCGAUGAAGAACAUGUUGCAUUAAAUUUCUAUAAAUGUUUGGAAUUUAUUUUGGAAAGUACUUCUCGUACACUUGAAACGAAAACUACAUUGGAUCAUGACGAACAAUUAGAUAAUCAAGAUGUAGAGAAUCUCUUAGCAUUUACAUCCACACACGACCAUCUUGAUCCACUUAAAGAUACUGAUUAUGAACUUAUUCAUGAACAUAAUUUACAAAAUCAUUUCUCACUCGAUUAUAUGAAACGUGUGGUUGAUUGUUAUGACGAAAUAAAUCCAAUUACAGUUCUAAAUUUCGGCCAAUUUGCUGCCUUGAAAUUUAGGGAUGAUCUUGGUGAUGCUGGUUUUGGUUCAGUUCCAAUUGGGAUAUCGAAGGUUAGUGAUUUAUGGCCACUUAACGUACCAAUUGUUGGAUGUGUUUCGACGUUUGAAACUAGUGAAUGGAGUGGUUGA
Molecule: messenger RNA, 534 nt
Organism: Rotaria sp. Silwood1
Lineage: Eukaryota; Metazoa; Rotifera; Eurotatoria; Philodinida; Philodinidae
Source: the annotation of a GenBank genome assembly